AGAAGAAGGGUGAGAAAAGAUUUUUUGUGUUGGUUGGUUUAUAUCUCUCUGUUUUUGUCUUCUCUUUCAGCCUAAACAAGGAGGAAAAAAUGUCUCAAGCUGACAAAAUGAAGCAGGGGCAGUUCUCAAACCCCGAGACCCCGGGGUAUGUUGGAUUCGCCAACCUGCCUAAUCAGGUUCAUCGAAAAUCUGUAAAAAAGGGCUUUGAGUUCACCCUUAUGGUUGUAGGUGAAUCUGGACUUGGAAAAUCCACCUUGAUCAACAGCCUCUUCCUCACUGACCUGUACCCUGAGAGAGUCAUUCCUGGAGCAGCAGAAAAAAUAGAAAGGACAGUUCAGAUCGAGGCAUCCACUGUAGAAAUCGAGGAGCGAGGAGUGAAGCUCCGCCUCACUGUGGUUGACACACCAGGAUACGGAGACGCCAUCAACAGCCAAGACUGUUUCAGCACCAUUAUCAGCUACAUUGAUGACCAGUUUGAGCGCUACCUCCACGAUGAGAGCGGCCUAAAUCGUAGACACAUUGUUGACAAUAGAGUUCACUGCUGCUUCUAUUUCAUCUCUCCACUCGGCCAUGGCCUGAAACCACUUGACGUCCAGUUCAUGAAGGCCAUUCACAACAAGGUCAAUGUGGUUCCUGUCAUCGCUAAGGCCGACACACUCACCCUCAGAGAGAGGGAGAGGCUCAAGCGCAGGAUUCUCGACGAGAUCGACGAGCAUGGCAUCAAAAUCUACCAUCUUCCCGAUGCUGAGUCAGAUGAAGAUGAAGAUUUCAAAGAGCAGACGAGGAUCCUCAAGGCUAGCAUCCCAUUUGCAGUGGUAGGUUCCAACCAGCAGAUUGAGGCCAAAGGGAAAAAGGUCAGAGGUCGUCUGUACCCUUGGGGAGUGGUGGAGGUGGAGAACCCGGAGCACAAUGAUUUCCUCAAACUGCGGAUCAUGCUGAUAACCCACAUGCAGGAUCUCCAGGAAGUAACCCAGGACCUGCACUAUGAGAACUUCCGUUCGGAGCGCCUCAAACGGGGUGGCAGAAAGGGACCCGAGCCGGAGGAAAUGGACAAGGAUAUGAUCCUGCAGGAGAAGGAGGCUGAGCUGAGGCGAAUGCAGGAGAUGAUUGCCAAGAUGCAGGCCCAGAUGCAGAAACAAGGAGACGGAGAGGGAGAAGGCCAACAUGUGUGAAACUGAUGAUAUUUGAGCCACUGCUCGAGUUUGACCAGAGAGAUGGAAAAGGUGUAAAGCUGCCUGGUCAUGACUCCUCUUGCUUGCCACUAUUUUAUUAUUAUUAUUUUUGUAAUUUCAGCUCCACAUGGGAUCUGGAGUCAUUUUUUUUAAAUGCAUACAGUAAAGUAUAUUCAACAGUGUUACAUUUAUAUAUUCACUCACGGUUCCAUUUUUUCUUUUUUCUUUUUUUUAAAAAUUGUACCACUUUAGAAGAAAUCGUUUACUGAAAUGAAGUCAUAUGACCAAUAUUUUAAAAUGCUUGCAUAUUUUAUAUUGGGAGAUAGUUAAUUUUUUUCCUUUUGUUUGCUGUUCAGAAAACCAAAGUAUUGCUGCUUCUAUGCGAAGACUUUAGUGCUGAAGCGUCUGUCGGAGCACAUGCUAACACAUGAGUGUCAUUGAGAGAGAGAGAUAACUGUAGUAGCAGACGUAGCUGAAAAACCUCUUUUAUUCCAUUGUUACAUGACUGUGUCAAUGUUAUUCCUGUCAGGAGAAAUCAUUAUUUAACAAUUUAUGAGUUCACCAUACAUGCUUGCCAUUAAAUGGGACCUGUCCUGCUCAGUAUUGAUGUUAACCCGCUCAUGUGCAUGCGAUUCUCAACCCAUAAAAAAGUUAUGAUAAAUUUUAGGGCAGUGUUUCAUCCAUUUGUGCUUUUCUCAGAUCGGUGUCAGUAUGUUCAACUGCCUUCGAGUGUGGUUAAGCUCCUUUUGAUAUGAAUUAAACUGUGAUCCAUAACCUUUUAUAGUCUUCCCCAUACGCCAGAGAAAUGAGGCGCGAGGCCUCUUUGGUGCUUUCACCUAACUAAAUGCAUUUAGUCCUUCACGUGUGUCGUCCUCGGUGUAAAGUGAAGUCAUGUGACAGGAGCAGUGAGCGAGUUUAUUGGUACAGUGAGAUUUAAGAAGUUGAAACUUCUACCUGUCCCUACUGCUGAACGCUUUGUGGUUUUAGCGACCGCAGAGUUUAAAGGCGACCUGAUGAGGUCAGUGUAGCCAACGAUCCCCUCACCAGCCGAGAUGUGAGUCCUGACAUUCCUUUGUGCUGUUUGUACCUGACAGAUUUUGUUCUUGAUACAUAUAUUGUAAUAAAAGUUUUAUUAAGUAUCAAACA
This is a messenger RNA of Neolamprologus brichardi, 2318 nucleotides long. Lineage: Eukaryota; Metazoa; Chordata; Actinopteri; Cichliformes; Cichlidae. The record is from RefSeq and is a predicted model, not a curated record.